Molecule: messenger RNA, 1440 nt
Organism: Parascedosporium putredinis
Lineage: Eukaryota; Fungi; Ascomycota; Sordariomycetes; Microascales; Microascaceae
Source: the annotation of a GenBank genome assembly
AUGGCGGCCGACUCCACCAAGAGCGACCCCGUGCAGAACGAGGUCGAGAACGUUGAACCCAGGCCGCAAACGUCGGAGAAGCCCCGCGUGGAGGACACCAUCGUGGCCGAGGCCCACGAAGGAGAGGAUGCUCACAUUAAGCUGAGCUGGAGGUCGUGGCUCGUGGUUGCUGUUACUUGCUUCGCUGUCGUUUCCCAAGUUUUCGUCGUCGUCGCCGCCGGCCCCCUUCUCAUGCAAGCCGUGCUUUCUCCCCUCUUUGGUCGUCUGUCCGAUGUCCUGGAGCGUAAAUACCUCGCCGGCGUGCCGCCCUUGAUCGCCUUUGUCGGCGCCGUCAUCUCCGCCAAGGCCACCUCCAUGAACAUGCUGGUCGGCGGCGGCUAUCCCCUCGGAGAUUCUGCCCUCAAGUACAGGCCCAUCGCCCAGGGUUUCUGCGGUAUGGCUGGUACCAUUGGUGGACUUAUCGGCUCCCUCGGUGCUGGUGCCGUCACCAACGUCAGCUCGGACGGCUGGAGGGAGUACCCCAAGAUGACGCUCAAGGAGUACAUCUGGACCUGCGACCCCAUCGGCUCCUUCCUCUUCAUCACUGGUUCCACCCUCACCAUCCUCGGCCUCAACUGGUCCAGCGGCGUCUACGGCUGGAGCGACGUGCACGUCAUCGCCCCUUUGACCAUUGGUCUCGUCAUGCUUCUCGGUUUCGGCAUCUACGAGUGGAAGGGUCGCGAUGACGGUCUCGUCGCCCACGUCUUUUUCCAGCACAACGCCAACUUCUUCUAUACCACGUUUGCUUUCGCCAUAGAGGGUUGGAUUUUCUACAGCGCCGUCAACUCGUUCGUGCCCCAGAUCGUCCUCAACCUCGGCUUCGAGCACACCGCCUGGGACAUUUCCGUCCGCCAGCUUUACUUCAAGGAUCUCAAGAACCCUCUGCUCGUCACCUUCAUCAUCUUCUUGGCUGUUACCAUCUUCUACGCCUGCAUCAGGCCCGACAUGGACAAGGCCCAGAUCGCCAUCAACGUCUUCGCCGGUAUCGGUCAAGCCGGUCCCCUCACCCUCCUCCCCGCCGCCAUCCAGUACACCGCGCCCCACGCCUUCCUCUCCACCGCCACCGGUCUCGCCUUCUCCGCCCGUGCCAUUGGCGGCGCCAUGGCUCCGCCCAUCGCCGACCUGCUCACGGCCAUGGCGUCCGGCGUCCGCGAGGGCGUCGAGGGCGCCACCGACAAUGUCUGGGCCGCCGCGGCCAAGGAGAGCGCGAACCAGUACGCUGCCGCGUACCGGUUGGCGUGGGCUAGCAUCAUCCCCUUCGUGGUCAUCGCCAUUGUGUGCAUCUGGUUCAUGCGCGGUGUCGAGGAGCUCAUGACGGACAAGAUCGAGGCGACUGUCGAGCGCGUCGCGGAGAACGAUGAGGAGAAGAGCGGAAAGAAGGGGUUCAACCUUCACCUCUAA